CUUUGACCGUCUCUUUCCUGUUGUGGGAUGUUUAGUUCUUAACUCAUCAAGAAUCCAAAAGAACAUUUGAAUGCAAGAUCAUGACUGAAGAGGCGAUUGAUGUGGUGGUGGUUGGCUCCUGUAUGACUGACUUGGUGAGCCAGGCACCAAGACUACCCAAAGCUGGGGAGACCAUCCAUGGUCACAAGUUCUUCAUUGGCUUUGGAGGGAAGGGUGCCAACCAGUGCAUACAGGCUGCAAGACUAGGUGCCAAAACCACUAUGGUCUGCAAGGUUGGUAAAGACUUCUUUGGAGACAAUUACAUUCAGAAUUUCAAAGACAAUGGUGUAAACACAGACUUUGUCGGGCAAGCAUCGGAUGCAGCCACAGGAGCUGCCUCAAUCAUUGUCAACAAUGCAGGUGAGAAUGCCAUUGUGAUUGUGGCUGGUGCCAACAUGCUGCUGGGCAGUGAGGAGCUGCACAAAGCUCUUCCAGCCAUUGGUCAUGCAAAGGUCCUGGUGUGCCAGCUGGAGAUCAGCCCACAGACGUCCUUGCAGGCGCUACGCAUGGCUCAGGAGAACAAAGUAAAGACUAUAUUCAACCCUGCGCCGGCCAUUCCUGACUUGGAUACAGAUUUCUACAGAGCCUCUGAUGUGUUUUGCUGUAAUGAGUCUGAGGCUGAGCUGCUGACUGCAUCCCCGGUAUCUAACUUGGAGGAAGCCCACCGGGCCGGUCAGGAGCUGCUGAGGCGAGGCUGUAGCUCAGUCAUCAUCACGUUGGGACCCCAAGGCUGUGUGGUGGUCGAGACACAGGGGUCUCCUUCAAAACAUGUUCAAACUACUGCAGUUAAAUCAGUGGACACCACGGGUGCUGGAGACAGCUUUAUUGGAGCGCUGGCAUUUUACAUGGCCCAUUAUCCCUCAAUGCCUCUGGAGGAGAUGGCGCGCAGAGCCAAUCAGGUGGCAGGAUUGAGCGUGCAGACUGUUGGCACGCAGACAUCUUACCCCUUCAAAAAGGACCUGCCAGCUGAACUGUUCUGAGAGCAGCCGGUAAACACCAGUGAUAAUGUAUCAAGACUGAAUAUUGACCUGUUUAACAGAACUGUCAAAUGAAAUGAGCUACUUCUGAUUCACCAAGGAACAAACAAAAUAAAACUACUGAUGGAACAAAAACACAAUCUCAGUAGUUUUAAACAGUUUAAUAAUUGAUAAACAUCUUAACACAUAGCUUCUUCUACACAUAGUUGACAUAAUGUAAUCAAUUUGUCCAAAUAGAUCAUAUUUAACGAACGGUUUGAUUCAGGUACUUGGAUUGCACGUAAAAUUGCUAAAUAUGUUAUACUGUUUUCAAUGAUACUGUGUAGCCCAGAUUAAUGACAUCACUUUUACACACAAGUUGUAGUUCGUACUUGAAGAUUUUCAGCCGGGCCGCGUCACCAGUGCAGUAGGGGGGUGGAGGCCUUAUGACAGAUCCCAUAACAAAUCCUGUGUUUACACGAGAUCCAGCAGAACAGAAAUGUGGACUGGCGUAACGUUGUAUAAUCCAUGACAAUAAAAAAGUCAGGUUAAA
Messenger RNA from Eleginops maclovinus (Patagonian blennie), 1548 nucleotides. It is a transcript of the gene rbks, whose product is annotated as ribokinase. The record is from RefSeq and is a predicted model, not a curated record. Bases 81 to 1019 code for a protein of 312 amino acids. NCBI's taxonomy places the organism in Eukaryota, Metazoa, Chordata, Actinopteri, Perciformes, Eleginopidae. Gene Ontology annotation, biological process: D-ribose metabolic process. The transcript has 10 exons. Gene Ontology annotation, molecular function: ribokinase activity.